UAUAAUUAUUUUCUAUAUUUCUAAUUAAUGUGGGAUUACCCAUCUCUCUCUCUCUCUCUCUCGCUCUCGUUCAGACACACUCACCCGCACACUGAUACAAAGGAAACGUUUGUGGAGCAAGAAAAAGAUUAACAAAAGAUAUUAGCAAAGAAUAGAAACCAAGGAAUGAAUGGUGUUUCAGCUGUUGAACCGGAUUACUCUGAGUUUGUUGAAGUUGAUCCUACUGGAAGAUAUGGAAGAUACAAUGAAAUUCUUGGCAAAGGAGCUUCAAAGACAGUUUAUAGAGCCUUUGAUGAGUAUGAAGGGAUUGAAGUAGCAUGGAAUCAGGUGAAGCUUUAUGACUUCCUACAAAAUCCUGAAGAUCUUGAGAGGCUGUACUGUGAAAUUCAUCUGCUCAAGACCCUUAAACACAACAACAUCAUGAAGUUCUACACUUCUUGGGUUGAUACUGCUAAGAGGAACAUUAACUUUGUCACCGAGAUGUUCACCUCUGGUACUCUCAGACAGUAUAGGCUGAAGCACAGGAGAGUGAACAUUAGAGCCGUGAAACAUUGGUGUAGACAGAUUUUGAAAGGGCUUCUGUAUCUCCACAGCCGUAACCCACCUGUUAUCCACAGAGACCUCAAGUGUGACAACAUUUUUAUCAACGGGAACCAAGGGGAAGUCAAGAUUGGAGAUCUUGGCCUCGCAGCAAUCCUUCGCAAAUCUCAUGCCGCUCACUGUGUCGGAACACCCGAGUUCAUGGCACCGGAGGUUUAUGAAGAGGAAUACAAUGAAUUAGUUGACAUAUAUUCUUUUGGAAUGUGCAUCUUGGAGAUGGUCACGUUUGAAUAUCCAUACAGUGAAUGCACCCACCCUGCUCAGAUAUACAAGAAAGUUGUCUCUGGGAAAAAACCAGAAGCUCUUUACAAAGUAAAAGAUCCCGAGGUGCGACAAUUUGUUGAGAAAUGCUUAGCAGCCGUGUCACAUAGGCUCUCUGCUAGGGAGCUUCUGAAGGACCCUUUUCUACAAAUUGAUGACUAUGGAUUCUGCUUAAGUUCAGUAGAGUACCGAGGAGAUUUUGAUGAACUGGGCCCUUUCCUAAGACAAUCUCAUUAUGGAAGUUAUAACAUAAACCAUUCUUUCAUCGAUGGGUACAGCAAUUGUCUUGGUUAUUCCGGUGAAAAUGAUUUGGAAUACCAUCCAGUUGAGUUUGGAAUGAGUGAAAUUGAUCUCUUCACUUGUCAAGAGGAUGAGCAUUUGGCAGAUGUAGAUAUCACAAUCAAAGGGAGGAGAAGAGAAGAUGAUGGCAUCUUCUUAAGGCUCAGAAUGGCAGAUAAAGAAGGCCGUAUUCGAAAUAUCUACUUCCCAUUCGACAUUGAGACUGACACAGCAUUGAGUGUUGCAACAGAAAUGGUGGCGGAGCUUGAUAUUACUGACCAAGAUAUGAUAAAAGUAGCAGACAUGAUUGAUAGUGAAAUUUCCACUUUGGUCCCAGAGUGGAAUAGGGGGCUGGGCAUAGAGGAAAGUUUACAUUGUACAAAUGGAAAUUUCUGUCACAAUUGUGUUUCAAAAGAUUCCCUAUUGGAUUAUGUUUCAUCAAAUUGUCCAGGUCCCAAGAAUCUGCAAGUUCUUCAGUGUUCUAAACAAGGAUGUGCUGCUAUCCAUGGACGUUUCGAAGAGAUAACAUACCAAGUUGAAGGGUCGGAACAAUGUGUAACAGCUGGGGAGCUAAAAACAUCAAGCCAGUUUGGUGGCAUCCAUUUUGCUGAUAUCUGGGCUCAGAGAGAAGGUUUAGAAUUGAGUUCACCAGGCUCGAAGGAUAUAUGUUGCAAUGAAGGAGACAACACAUUGGACCAAUUGACGUUUGGAAAUGAGAGAACUAUAAAUAUGGAUGAUCAAAGUGAAUAUGAUGCAAGAAACUCUCCCUCCACAACCCGUUCAGCAGAGCAUGCCCUCUUGGAUGAUUAUGAGAAUGAGAUCAGGCAAGAAUUAAGAUGGCUCAAAGCUAAAUAUCAAUUGCAGUUGAGGGAACUCAGAGACCAACAACUUGGGGCGAAAUGGAAAUCUUCAAGCUUAUCUCAGAAGUCUUUCAACUUUGAACAUGAGAGAGAUAAUGGAUUUUCCCCUCCUAUGCCCCAGCUAAAAAGAGAGAACAAUGGACCUCUUCUGAAAUCUUUGCCCUCUGGGAAGAAUUUCACUACGGAUUUUCUCAUUGAUGCUGAUAGGAAAUGCUCCACUGUGGCAAACCGAAUGACCGAAAACUCUGAGACAGUGAAUGUGUCCUACAGUCCUGAGAACAUGUUUACAGCCAAGAAUUUCUACACGGGACCUUUGCUGCUUCCACACUCUCUUCAAAGGGCAACUUCUCUUCCAGUUGAUGCUGUAGAUGUUUAAAACACCAAACCUUCGAGCUUUCCUAGGCUGCCUCUUCGAACGGAAGAAAUAAUGGUGAUGGAUCAUGCUUGUACAAGUCAGAGAUGCAACUUCCACAGCUCAUAGAGUUUUUUCCCAGGUUAGAUAGCAUCGCUUGGGUAAAAAUGAGUUAAUGUACAUUUCCUGCUAACUUAAAAGGUAAACCGUGUUUCAGAAAUUUUCUGCUACGUCUCCCAGAAGAUAGGAUGGUCAUGACUCAUGACCCUCUGAUCUCCAUUUUCAUUGCUGCACUUUGUGAGAA
Messenger RNA from Juglans regia (Persian walnut), 2656 nucleotides. RefSeq names its product probable serine/threonine-protein kinase WNK9. NCBI's taxonomy places the organism in Eukaryota, Viridiplantae, Streptophyta, Magnoliopsida, Fagales, Juglandaceae. Gene Ontology annotation, biological process: intracellular signal transduction; protein phosphorylation. Gene Ontology annotation, molecular function: protein serine/threonine kinase activity; ATP binding. The coding region runs from base 166 to 2376 and encodes 736 amino acids. Gene Ontology annotation, cellular component: cytoplasm. The record is from RefSeq and is a predicted model, not a curated record. The transcript is spliced from 7 exons.